Colletotrichum karsti is the source of this 1581-nucleotide messenger RNA. Its product is annotated as cytochrome P450. NCBI's taxonomy places the organism in Eukaryota, Fungi, Ascomycota, Sordariomycetes, Glomerellales, Glomerellaceae. The coding region runs from base 1 to 1581 and encodes 526 amino acids. The transcript has 7 exons. The record is from RefSeq and is a predicted model, not a curated record. Gene Ontology annotation, molecular function: monooxygenase activity; heme binding; iron ion binding.
AUGGCGAACGUUACCGAUACUGUCGCCUCCGCAGGCUUUUUCGACGACCAAAUCUCAAAGCACUUGCCUGCUGCCACCGCAGGCUUCAUCUUUAUCGUCGUUGCCCUCCUGGCGCAAAGCUGGUUCAAGGUCGACCCGCUUGCCAACGUCCCGAUUGUUGGAGGUCAAGGAGGAUCAUGGAAGCGGAGGAAAGAAUUCGCAGCGGGGAAGGGAGCGGACUACUACAUUGAAGGCUACAGGAAGUUCAAGGACAGCAUCUUCCGCGUCGUCACGUUAAGAAAGCGUGACACUGUUUGCGUUCCACCAAAGUAUCUUCCCGACUUGAAGAAGCUUCCCGACGAUGUUCUUAGUUUCAACAAGGCCAUUGACGAGUCCAUGCAAGUCAAGUACACCAAGGUCGAGACAGACACUCCUCUUGUGGUGCACACAGUCCGAGCGUCUUUGACACCCGCCCUUCCCCGUCUCAACGCGACCAUCGCAGAUGAAGUUGUUGAAUCAAUGCGCCUCGAACUCCCCCAAUCCAACGAAUGGACCGAAGUCAACAUCAACUCCAAACUCCUUCGCAUCAUCGCCAUGGCUUCUGGUCGUGUUUUCAUCGGCCCCGAACUCUGCAGAGACGAGCGCUACAUCGAUGCCUCCAUCAACUACACCAUCGACCUCAUGACCGCCGUCCACAUCGUCGCAUUUCUCCCGGGUUUCGUUCGCCCCUUCGUCGCGCCGUUCCUGCCUCCGGUCAAGAAGUUGCACCGUCGCAUCGUCGAGGCUGAGGCCGUGUUCAAGCCCAUCGUCGAAGCCCGUAGAAAGGCAAAGGAGGCCAAGAGUGAUGACUACCAGGAGCCCGACGACAUGCUCCAGUGGAUGAUGAACGGCCAGGCCAAGUUCGGACAGUCAACGGAUCGAGCCCUGGCUCAGAACCAGCUGGGUAUCAGCUUUGCCGCCAUCCACACGACUUCCUUGACGACGACCAACGCCUUCUACUGGCUCGCCGCCAAGCCCGAUUUGAUCCCGAUCCUGAGAGACGACGUACAGCAAGCCCUGCUUGAAACUGGAGGCGAAUUUACCAGCCCGGCAUUGCAGAACAUGAAGAAGCUGGACAGCUUCCUGAGGGAGGUUCUUCGAUGCUCUCCGUUGUCCGUCGGCUCUUUCCAGCGCAAGGUCCUCAAGGACAUCAAACUCCCCAACGGUCAGGUCAUCCCGCAAGACGUCGUUAUCGAAAUUCCCGCCGGCGGUGUAAACCUCGACGACGAAGUCUUCCCCAACGCCCAGGAAUUCGAUGCUCUCCGCUACUAUAAGCUCCGCCAGGCCAAGGACGAGGCCGAGUCCGGUACCAAGGCAGCAGAAGUCGUUGCUCAGAGCCAAUUCGUCAGCGUCGGCACCUCCCAUCUCACUUUUGGCUACGGACGUCAUGCUUGCCCGGGCCGCUUUUUCGCCGUCAACGAGAUCAAGAUGAUCAUGGCCAACAUCUUGUGCAACUACGAGGUCAAGAUGCCAGAUGGUCUCACUGAGCGAUAUGAGAACAUCAAGUUCGGCGCGGGCUCAAUGCCCGAUCCCAGCAAAACUGUCAUGAUCAGAAAGCUCUGA